UGGGGAACUCUGGCACGGGCGUUGGGAACAUGAACGACGAAGGACCUGGGAGGCCAUGGCGCCGCAGGACAGGAGCGGCGAUGGCCUUGGCUGGCUGCUAUACAUGUCCUUGCGAGCAUGCUCCGAAUCCAAGUCGAUUGAAUUCCCUAACCUACUGACACUGUUUUAGGGUUUGAGGGUAGAUUCUGCAAAGCUGCAAAGUUAUUGUUGCAUCGAAGACAUGGGUGGGGAUAUUAAAUCGCCUCUCAGUGGUGACGUGCGUGAAUCUUUGGAGGCCUUGGAACUGGAGGAGGGAGAUGAUGGAGCAGUACAGAGCAGCGGGGCAGCCCUGGAUGCUGACGGAGUAGCAGUGGCACAGCAGAAAAAGAAGAAGAAGAAGAAAAACAAGAAGACUGGUAAUGGUGCAGUAAGCGCAGUUGAUGUUCCAGAAGCUGCUGCCAAUGUUACCAGCGGUAAUGGGACAGUUGAGGCCUGUCUAGGCCAUGAUGAAGAAAAUGAAAUCGAGGCCGAAGUUGACGAGGCGUCAAAGAAGAAAAAGAAGAAGCCCAAGAGCAAGAAGAAGAAUUCUGUGCUGGAGCAAACCGAUCCUCCAUCUAUUCCUGUGAAGGAUCUGUUUCCUUCAGGAGAUUUUCCAGAGGGCGAAAUCCAGCAGUACAAGGAUGAUAAUUUGUGGAGGACAACUUCAGAAGAGAAGCGGGAGCAAGAGAGGUUGGAAAAACCAUUGUAUAAUGCCAUCCGUCAGGCUGCCGAAGUGCACCGUCAGGUGCGGAAGUACAUCAGAACGUACGCCAAACCAGGGGUAGCCAUGGUGGAUUUGUGCGAGACUUUGGAGAACAUGGUGCGAAGGCUUAUUUCGGAGAACGGGCUGAAGGCCGGCAUCGCCUUUCCUACGGGUUGCUCCUUGAAUUGGGUGGCAGCACAUUGGACUCCCAACUCCGGAGAUAAAACAGUGCUCCAGUACGACGAUGUGAUGAAGUUGGAUUUCGGGACACACAUAGAAGGGCGGAUCGUUGACUGCGCGUUUACGGUGGCAUUUAAUCCACAGUUCGAUCCUCUGCUGGAAGCGUCACGAGAGGCCACAAACACUGGAAUCCGGGAAGCUGGAAUCGACGUUCGGCUUGGUGACAUCGGGGCCGCCAUUCAGGAGACGCUAGAGUCUUAUGAGGUUGAGAUCGGAGGGAAGACAUUCCAAAUCAAGAGCGUGAGGAAUUUGAACGGUCACAGCAUCGGACCGUAUCAAAUUCACGGUGGCAAGUCGGUUCCUAUCGUGAAAGGAGGGGAACAGACGAGAAUGGAGGAAGGGGAGUUUUAUGCGAUCGAGACGUUCGCAUCCACGGGGAAAGGGUACAUCAGGGAAGACCUGGAGUGCAGUCACUACAUGAAGAACUUCGAUGUGGGUCAUGUGCCUCUGCGGUUACCGGCUGCAAAGAAGCUGUUGGCAACAAUCGACAAGAACUUUUCAACGCUAGCGUUUUGCCGGCGUUAUCUUGACCGGCUGGGAGAGACGAAGUACCUGAUGGCAUUGAAGAAUUUGUGUGAUCAAGGAGUUGUGCAGCCAUACCCUCCUCUGUGCGAUGUGAAGGGAAGCUAUGUGUCUCAGCACGAGCACACGAUAUUUAUGCGACCAACGUGCAAGGAAGUUGUGUCUAGAGGGGACGACUUCUGAGAUAUUAAAUGUUGGUAUUUGGUUAUUUUGUAAUGUAGAGCUUCAGAUGCGGUGCCUGUACGUAAGAUAAUAAGUGUGGACAAUGUCUUCAUCCGGCAGCAUGCAAGUCCUUGCGCAAUGUUGUGCUAAAUUUACGUGGCAUUUGAAUAUGGGAGUGUACUCACUGAAGUGAGACGUGGUAUGUUCAAUUUUCUGGAGAAGGUUUUCCCACUUCAGGUCCAUUACAAUGUUAUUUCAUGCUUAUUUUUCUUAGUUAGCUUGCUAUCUUUGGUUAAA
This is a messenger RNA of Physcomitrium patens, 1942 nucleotides long. RefSeq names its product methionine aminopeptidase 2B. Gene Ontology annotation, biological process: proteolysis. Gene Ontology annotation, cellular component: cytoplasm. NCBI's taxonomy places the organism in Eukaryota, Viridiplantae, Streptophyta, Bryopsida, Funariales, Funariaceae. Gene Ontology annotation, molecular function: metalloaminopeptidase activity. The record is from RefSeq and is a predicted model, not a curated record.